CUCUCACCUUUACCACCACCAUCAACACCACCUUUCAUCAACACCCACCAAGCCUCUAAGCGGCUAUACUUUGAUAACUUUAUCCACUACACAACUCUAUCGACAUGUCUGGACGUGGCAAAGGUGGAAAGGGACUCGGAAAGGGUGGAGCCAAGCGUCAUCGCAAGAUUCUUCGUGACAACAUUCAGGGUAUUACGAAGCCUGCUAUUCGUCGACUUGCUCGUCGUGGGGGUGUGAAGCGUAUUUCUGGUCUUAUCUAUGAGGAGACCCGUGGUGUUUUGAAAAUUUUCCUGGAGAAUGUUAUCCGGGAUUCGGUGACGUAUACUGAGCAUGCGAAGCGGAAGACGGUGACUGCGCUUGAUGUUGUGUAUGCACUUAAGCGGUCAGGUCGUACUCUUUACGGCUUUGGCGCAUAGGCGCUUUUCAGUUGCAUUC
Molecule: messenger RNA, 435 nt
Organism: Desarmillaria tabescens
Lineage: Eukaryota; Fungi; Basidiomycota; Agaricomycetes; Agaricales; Physalacriaceae
Product: histone-fold-containing protein
Exons: 4
Coding region: 105-416 (103 amino acids)
Biological process (GO): nucleosome assembly
Cellular component (GO): nucleosome
Molecular function (GO): protein heterodimerization activity; DNA binding; structural constituent of chromatin
Source: RefSeq, a predicted model, not a curated record